UGGGACGGCACUGCCUGCUGCUGCCUUCUGGAUCCUGGGGUGUGUAUGGCUGUGUGGGUGGGAGCUGGUGGGGCAUCUGAGUGCGUUUGUCGAACUCCUUUCUCGAGGAGAGCUCCAGCCAAGGACAGCUCAUAUCCCUUUAUCUGAAGCUGGGAGUAAGCUCCUGACUGUGGCAACGUGCUUGCUAAUAUGGCUCCCAAAAAGAAGACUGUCAAAAAGAACAGAGCAGACAUCAAUGAGAUGACCAUCACAGUGGAAGACAGCCCCCUAAGCAAACUAAGUGCUCUGAACGGGCUGCUAGAUGGAGGCGAUGGCCUUAGCUGCAUUUCUUCUGAACUAACAGACACUUCUUACGGCCCUAACCUACUGCAAGGUUUAAGUAAAAUGAGGCAAGAAAGCUUCCUUUGUGACUUAGUCAUUGGUACCAAAACCAAAUCCUUUGAUGUUCAUAAGUCAGUGAUGGCUUCAUGCAGCGAGUACUUUUACAACAUCCUAAAAAAAGAUCCAUCAACUAAAAGGGUGGACCUUAAUGAUAUUGCCCCUUUAGGCCUAGCCACAGUGAUUGCAUAUGCCUAUACUGGAAAGCUGACCCUCUCUCUGUACACAAUAGGCACCAUCAUUUCUGCUGCUGUUUACCUUCAGAUCCAUACUCUCGUGAAGAUGUGUAGUGAUUUUCUGACACGCGAGAUUAGUGUUGAGAACUGCAUGUAUAUUGUUAAUAUUGCUGAAACAUACUCCUUGAAAACUGCAAAAGCAACAGCCCAGAAAUUUAUACGAGAUAACUUCAUUGAAUUUGCCGAAUCUGAUCAUUUUAUGAAGCUUACAUUUGAACAAAUUAAUGAGCUUCUUAUAGAUGAUGACUUACAAUUGCCUUCUGAGGUAGUAGCAUUCCAGAUCGCAAUGAAAUGGUUAGAAUUUGACCAAAAGAGAGUGAAACAUGCAGCAGACCUCUUGAGCAAUAUUCGCUUUGGUACCAUCUCUGCACAAGACCUGGUCAAUUAUGUUCAGUCUGUACCGAGAAUGAUGCAGGAUGCCGACUGCCACAAGCUGCUAGUGGAUGCUAUGAACUACCACUUACUGCCGUAUCAUCAAAACACUCUGCAGUCUAGGCGAACAAGAAUCCGAGGCGGCUGCCGAGUUCUUGUCACUGUUGGAGGACGCCCAGGCCUGACUGAGAAGUCCCUUAGUAGAGACAUUUUGUAUAGAGACCCUGAAAAUGGAUGGAGCAAACUUACAGAAAUGCCGGCCAAGAGUUUCAAUCAGUGUGUGGCUGUGAUGGAUGGAUUCCUUUACGUAGCUGGUGGUGAAGACCAGAAUGAUGCCAGAAAUCAAGCCAAGCAUGCAGUCAGCAACUUCUGCAGGUACGACCCCCGCUUCAACACCUGGAUCCACCUGGGCGGCAUGACGCAGAAGCGCACGCACUUCAGCCUGAGCGUGUUCGACGGGCUGCUGUACGCCGUGGGGGGCCGCAACGCCGAGGGGAGCCUGGCUUCGCUCGAGUGCUACGUGCCCUCCAGCAACCAGUGGCAGCCCAAGGCCCCGCUGGAGGCGGCGCGCUGCUGCCACGCCAGCGCCGUGGCGGACGGCCGCGUGGUGGUGACCGGCGGCUACAUCGGCGGCGCCUACUCGCGCUCCGUGUGUGCCUAUGACCCCGCGCGCGACGCGUGGCAGGAGCUGCCCGCGCUAAGCACGCCCCGCGGCUGGCACUGCGCCGUGGCGCUGGGCGGCAGGGUGUACGUGAUGGGGGGCAGCCAGUUGGGGCCCCGCGGCGAGCGCGUGGACGUGCUCUCGGUGGAGAGAUUCUGCCCCGCCGCGCGCUGCUGGAGCUUCGUGGCGCCGCUGCCCGUGGGCGUGAGCACGGCGGGCGCCUCUGCGCUGCACGGCCGCGUCUACCUGCUGGGCGGCUGGAACGAGGGCGAGAAGAAGUACAAGAAGUGCAUCCAGUGCUUCAGCCCCGAGCUCAACGAGUGGACGGAGGACGACGAACUGCCCGAGGCCACCGUGGGCGUGUCCUGCUGCACCCUGGCCAUGCCCAACAGCGUGACGCGCGAGUCGCGGGCCAGCUCGGUGUCCUCCGUGCCGGUCAGUAUCUGAAGCCGGGGAGAAGCGGGGACGCGGGA
This is a messenger RNA of Nannospalax galili (Upper Galilee mountains blind mole rat), 2120 nucleotides long. It is a transcript of the gene Klhl31, whose product is annotated as kelch like family member 31. Gene Ontology annotation, biological process: negative regulation of protein phosphorylation. Gene Ontology annotation, cellular component: cytoplasm; nucleus. Gene Ontology annotation, molecular function: protein binding. The transcript is spliced from 3 exons. NCBI's taxonomy places the organism in Eukaryota, Metazoa, Chordata, Mammalia, Rodentia, Spalacidae. The record is from RefSeq and is a predicted model, not a curated record. The coding region runs from base 190 to 2094 and encodes 634 amino acids.